AUCUGAUGGUGACUUACCAGUCAGUCUUUCUCUGUCUGAUUGUCAUCAUGUUCAGCCUAAACCAAGCAGCUCGGAUCUCCAUUCAGUUAUUAGUUAUGUGUCAAGUCUUUGCAGGGACUCAAGUUGACCACAGGGAUGUACUGGUGUCCAGGGGAGAGUCUGUCAUGUUCACUUGCAACAUAUCCAAAGAAAAUUCAAUGCAAAUUAGCUGGACAAAAAGCAGAACUCUUUUUGUUUAUACAGUUGUUCACAAUCUAACUUUUUCAAAUCUCACCUCUCACAGACUAAGAAUAGACCUAAAUUUACCUUUAAAUCUGAAUAUUUUUAAUGCUCAGCAUGAAGACGCAGGACUUUAUACAUGUAAUGUAGUUGGUACAGACGGUCCAAAGACAAUUGAGUGGAAUUUAACGGUGUCUAAUAAACCUGAAGAAAUCAAUUCAUCGUGGUAUUUUCUGUACAUACUCACACCUGGACUUUUUCUAUGUGGCUUCACUUCAGCUGUCUGUCUCUGCAGAAAACAUGGGUUCAGGACACCAUACCAGAACCCAGUCCAGGACCAGUUUCAUCUUCAGUCAGAAGGAGAGGUGGUCCUCCCUCAAACGCAAGAUGGCACAGACAGUAGAACAAAUAACGAGCAGAGGAGUCAGUACAUGGAGAGGCUCAAUUCAGUCUAUGGUCUCUAUUGAGUUGAAAAGUAUUUCAUCUUAGAUUUUUCAAUGUCAAAGCAGGUGCUUCAAGGGAAGGCAAUCAGAGGAACGAUUAAUACAAUAAAACCGGUGCCUUCAAUUGAACAGAUUUGGUUUUUAGCUUAUCAAAUAAGGCAAGUCGUGGCAUUUCAACCAAAGAUUGAGGGGGUCAGGAUCAUCAUUAACCGCUCCAAAUGUAGGAACGGUUAACCUGAUUUGAAGAUGAGGUAGAUUUGGUUUCUACCAUAACAGAUUCUAGUUUACUUUCCAGAAAAGUUUUCUGUUCAAGGCUUUGUAACUGUUCUCUACUCUCUACCUCCACUUUUACAAUGUUUGUUGUCAAUUUUGUUAUCUUACUUACUUACUUUUCGACCAACUGUGAGAAAUACAUUUAUAAGAUGCUGAUUUUUAGGAUUUCACUCUAAUUAACUUGUGAGAAAUUAGCAUUGGUCACAGGGUUUUUAUUCCUAAACAAAGGGUUGUCUGAUUUACGAUAAACGUCUGCUGGCAUGUAGGUGAGAGAUUUAACAUAGACCAAUCAAGAGACAGAGAAACAUCUGAUGCCACAUUCAUUUGCAUUUCCUUUCUUAGCUCAGGAAGAGUUUUUGAGUGUAUGCUAAAUACUCUGCCAUUUGUUUAUCCUUCAUCUACCAUUUGUUGGCUGCUGUUUGCUUUGUACUUGUUCUGUACUUAAGGAGAGGAAAUGCUGAGUUCGGGAGAGUAACCGUGCGUUCUCUCCGUGGCCACGUUACGUAAAGAAAUGAUUCAACACAUCUAUUUGACUCCGUAUUCUUUGGGAAGGCAUUAUUUUCCCUGACACAACAAUAGUGCAUUGAUUAUUGACAAAUGUAGAUUGAUAUUUACCUCUCAUCCACUCUGUAGGGCAAGAGCCUACAAUACUUAAAAAUCAGGCAAAAAAAUAAAACAACAACUGCGCAACAUGUUUCUGCAUCAUCAACGUAAGGCAAGGCAAGUUUAUUUGUAUAGCACAUUUCAACAACAGGGAAAUAUAAAAAAGUUUAAAAGCAACAUAGGGAAAUAAUG
Messenger RNA from Micropterus salmoides (largemouth bass), 1730 nucleotides. RefSeq lists its product as uncharacterized. The transcript is spliced from 5 exons. The record is from RefSeq and is a predicted model, not a curated record. The coding region runs from base 6 to 686 and encodes 226 amino acids. NCBI's taxonomy places the organism in Eukaryota, Metazoa, Chordata, Actinopteri, Centrarchiformes, Centrarchidae.